Messenger RNA from Molossus molossus (Pallas's mastiff bat), 309 nucleotides. It is a transcript of the gene GHRH, whose product is annotated as growth hormone releasing hormone. The coding region runs from base 1 to 309 and encodes 102 amino acids. The record is from RefSeq and is a predicted model, not a curated record. NCBI's taxonomy places the organism in Eukaryota, Metazoa, Chordata, Mammalia, Chiroptera, Molossidae. Gene Ontology annotation, biological process: positive regulation of multicellular organism growth; growth hormone secretion; positive regulation of cell population proliferation. Gene Ontology annotation, molecular function: peptide hormone receptor binding; growth hormone-releasing hormone activity; neuropeptide hormone activity. Gene Ontology annotation, cellular component: perikaryon; terminal bouton; extracellular region. The transcript has 3 exons.
AUGCUGCUCUGGGUGUUCUUCCUCCUGGUCCUAACCCUCAGCAGUGGUCCCCACUUCUCCUCGCCCUCCCCGACCCUCAGGGUGCCACGGUAUGCAGACGCCAUCUUCACCAACAGCUACCGGAAGGUGUGGGGCCAGCUGUCUGCCCGCAAGCUGCUCCAGGACAUCAUGAGCAGGCAGCAGGCGGAGAGAAACCAGGAGCAAGGAGCAAAAGUACGGCUUGGCCGUCAGGUGGACAGCAUGUGGGAAGACCAAAAACAAAUGGUAUUGGAGAGCAUCCUGGUGGCCCUGCCGCAGAAACACAGGUAG